AUGAACGCGCUGGGUUUCUGCAGUGACUCCAGCGCCGCAGCCCUCCCCCUCCACGCGGUCAACGCCAUGUUGUUUGACCUUCACCAGCAGGUGGCGCAGCAGCACCAUGUUUACCCCGCAGCGCAGAGGCCCGGCGCGCACACGCUGUCUGUGGCGGAGAGGCUGGCUGAGCUGCUCCUGGAGGCGAGGUACGGCAGCCCACAGAAGCAGAGGCGCAGUCGUACCGCCUUCUCUGUAUCGCAGCUUCAGGCUCUGGAAACGGCCUUCACUCAGACUCAGUAUCCGGACGUGAGCAUGAGAGAGAAGCUGGCCCUCUGCACCAACCUGCCUGAGGCCCGCAUCCAGGUUUGGUUCAAAAACAGAAGAGCCAAGUUCCGUAAGGGCCAGAAGUCCUCUCCUCUCUCCAAUGAUCUCAGUUUGGAUGAAGCACCUUCCCAACCCAGCAAAAUGGCUCCUUUUGCUGGUUUCAGACACUCACCUCCCCAGCAGUUGUCUGUUGGAGGAAUGCUGAGAGCAGAGCUGCCCCUGCCCCCGAUGUUGUGGCCCUUUGUGCAUCCCCAGAGGUCCGCCUUGGGGCCUUCACUGUCAUCCAUCACUAAAAACUGUAGCUUUUCCAUUCACACUCCCUCAGCUAACAAGGCCUACCCUCACCUGGGGCUGUAA
Boleophthalmus pectinirostris (great blue-spotted mudskipper) is the source of this 663-nucleotide messenger RNA. RefSeq lists its product as uncharacterized. The transcript has 4 exons. Bases 1 to 663 code for a protein of 220 amino acids. Gene Ontology annotation, biological process: regulation of transcription by RNA polymerase II. The record is from RefSeq and is a predicted model, not a curated record. Gene Ontology annotation, molecular function: RNA polymerase II transcription regulatory region sequence-specific DNA binding; DNA-binding transcription factor activity, RNA polymerase II-specific. Lineage: Eukaryota; Metazoa; Chordata; Actinopteri; Gobiiformes; Gobiidae.